Ooceraea biroi (clonal raider ant) is the source of this 722-nucleotide messenger RNA. Its product is annotated as dynein regulatory complex protein 8. Gene Ontology annotation, molecular function: calcium ion binding. The record is from RefSeq and is a predicted model, not a curated record. NCBI's taxonomy places the organism in Eukaryota, Metazoa, Arthropoda, Insecta, Hymenoptera, Formicidae.
CAAUUCAUGAAAACUGAUAUUCCAUCAGUUCUUCCUUUAUUCUUACUUAUUGUUAGUCUUAAAGAAAGUUAUAAGUCAGAGGUUUUUCUCGGUAUAUCAUGUCUAUCGAACCAACGCUAUUAGAGAGAAGAUUAUGUGAAGCGUUCGAUGUGUUUGAUAAUGCGAGAAGUGGAGAAGUAGAUGUCAGAGAUCUAGGAACUAUAAUCAGAGCAUUAGGAUGUGUCAUCACAGAAGCUGAACUACAAGAAAUACAAGUUGAAGUAGAAGAUGUUGAAAAUAAUUGUGUACCAUUAAACAGAUUUGUGGACUAUAUGCGCAAGGUGAUCAAUGAACGCAAAUUUAAACCAGCGGAACCGGAAGAACUGUUGAAAGCAUUUCAGUUGUUAGAUCCUGAACAUCGUGGAUAUAUUAUGAAAGAUGAUUUGGAGAAAUCGAUUAUGGAAAUUGGAGAGCCAUUCACAAAAGAAGAAGUGUCUGAUAUAAUGGCUGUGGCUUGUGACGCGGAGACAGGAAAGAUUAAUUACGAGCAUUACAUUAAUUUGCUAAUUGUGGAGUAAACAAAUAAAGUACUCACGAUAUGAUCCAAUCCUUCCUGAACGGAAUGAUCUCUGGAAUAUAUCAUGCUCUUCUUAGAAACUUGUACUGCAACCGGACUUUUGUUCGCAAUGUCCUCAGCAAUUUCUAUUGAUUUACUUAAUAAACUGAAAAUAGGUAGAUGGAAA